UGAAGUUCUUUCCUAGUAUCUUCUGGAUUAAGUAAUUAUAGCAUUAGCAAUUCUGAUUUCCUCUUAAUCCACCAUGUCGAAUAGCCAAAAUCCGAAAUAUGAUGAUAGCUCAUUUCUCAUUGACAUAACCACCACUGUGAAUUACACCAUCAACACUGCCAAAAAGAGAUGGCGUUUUGCUUAUACAGCUAUUUAUUCUAGAAGGGUCAUGCUUGCCUUGGCCAAAGAAGUCAUAUCUAAGAGAAAUACAAACACUCAUCCUUACUCUAAACUCUUCCAAUCUCAAUCUUCCGGUUCCGGAAGCAUUCUUGAUAUCAUUGAGCCACUAAUUCCCCAACAUGGGACCAAUAAUCAUUAUUCCUUGGUUCCUGAUGUUGACAAAGCAAGACUUGCUAGCAUGGUAAAGGACAAAAACUUGGAAGCCUUUGCUGAGUUUGGAGGAGUUGAAGGUGUUGCAAAUAUUCUUGGAACCAUUCCAGCAAAGGGAAUCAGUGGCAGCGACGAUGACGUUGCCACACGGCGUGAAUUGUUUGGUUCAAACACUUACCAGAGGCCUCCACCCAAGGUAUUUCUAAGCUUUGUAGUGGAGGCUUUCAAUGACACAACUAUUCUGAUCCUUCUUGUUUGUGCUGGCCUUUCCCUUGGAUUUGGCAUAAAAGAACAUGGGCCAGGGGAAGGAUGGUAUGAAGGAGGGAGUAUAUUUGUAGCAGUAUUUCUGGUAGUUGUUGUCACUGCACUCAGCAACUUCAGACAAGAGAGGCAAUUUGAUAAAUUGUCUAAGAUAAGCAACAACAUCAAAGUUGAAGUUGUGAGAAAUGGAAGGCCACAACAGAUAUCCAUCUUUGAGGUACAUGUGGGAGAUAUUGUAUCACUUAAAAUUGGUGAUCAAAUUCCAGCUGAUGGGUUGUUCUUAAGUGGCUAUUCUUUGCUAGUGGAUGAAUCAAGUAUGACAGGUGAGAGCGACCAUGUAGAAAUUGAGCCUUCAAAUAGCCCCUUUUUGCUGUCUGGUGCAAAAGUGGUGGAUGGCUUUGCUCAGAUGCUUGUGACAUCUGUGGGAACCAACACAGCAUGGGGUGAAAUGAUGAGCUCAAUUUCGCGAGACACCAAGGAAAGGACACCAUUGCAGGCUCGCCUUGACAAGUUAACCUCUUCUAUUGGAAAGGUAGGCCUCGCAGUCGCUUUUCUUGUUCUCAUAGUCUUGUUAAUUCGUUAUUUCACUGGAAACACGCAAGAUGAUAAAGGGAAUCAGGAGUUCCAGGGGAGUAAAACCGAUGUAAACGAUGUUUUCAACGCGGUUGUGCGAAUUGUUGCUGCUGCAGUCACCAUUGUGGUUGUGGCAAUCCCUGAGGGUCUGCCAUUGGCUGUUACUCUCACACUUGCUUACUCCAUGAAAAGAAUGAUGGCAGACCAAGCAAUGGUGAGGAAACUUUCUGCUUGUGAAACUAUGGGGUCAGCAACAGUUAUUUGCACAGAUAAAACUGGCACCUUAACUUUGAAUCAAAUGAGAGUCACCAAGUUUUGGCUUGGCCUAGAAAAUGCUAUGGAAAACUUUUCCAAUGCAAUGGCUCCUAAAGUUCUUGAGUUAUUUCACCAAGGAGUUGGCCUCAACACAACUGGCAGUAUAUAUAAACCUUCAUCAGAAUCUGAACCUGAAAUUUCUGGUAGCCCAACAGAGAAAGCUAUACUCUUGUGGGCCGCGUCAGAUUUAGGCAUGGACAUGGACGAACUGAAGCGCACACAUGAAGUACUCCAUGUUGAAACGUUUAACUCGGAGAAGAAACGAAGUGGCGUGGCAAUAAGGAAGAAGACCAACAGCACAGUUCACGUGCAUUGGAAAGGUGCUGCAGAGAUUAUACUUGCAAUGUGUUCUAAUUACAUUGACAAUAACGGCAUAGAAAAGUCCCUUGAUGAAGAUCGGAGUAAACUUGAGAAGAUAAUUCAAGGCAUGGCUGCUAGUAGCCUUAGAUGUAUUGCUUUUGCUUACAUGCACAUUUCAGAAGAUAAUGAUUAUAACGAUAAGGAGAAAGUGCAUCAAAUCCUUAGAAAAGAUGGCUUGACCUUGCUAGGUAUUGUUGGCCUCAAGGAUCCAUGCCGAUCUGACGUUAAGAAGGCUGUGGAAACUUGUAAACUUGCAGGUGUUAGUAUCAAGAUGAUCACUGGAGAUAACAUUUUCACUGCAAAGGCCAUAGCAGCAGAAUGUGGAAUAUUAGACCUUGAUGGCCAUGUAAAUGCAGGAGAAGUGGUGGAAGGUGUGGAAUUCAGGAACUACACGGAGGAAGAGAGAAUGGAGAAAGUUGAGAAGAUCCGCGUGAUGGCAAGAUCAUCCCCUUUGGACAAACUUUUGAUGGUGCAAUGCUUGAAAAAGAAAGGCCAUGUUGUUGCAGUCACGGGAGAUGGCACAAAUGAUGCACCUGCUCUAAAAGAAGCUGAUAUUGGACUUUCUAUGGGGAUUCAAGGAACUGAAGUUGCCAAGGAGAGUUCUGACAUUGUGAUCUUAGAUGACAACUUCAAUUCUGUGGCCACUGUCUUAAGGUGGGGGAGAUGUGUUUAUAACAACAUCCAGAAAUUCAUCCAGUUUCAACUAACCGUAAAUGUUGCAGCACUAGUGAUCAAUUUUGUUGCAGCGGUUUCUUCGGGAGAUGUUCCCCUAACAACAGUUCAACUACUAUGGGUGAAUCUCAUUAUGGAUACUCUAGGAGCAUUGGCACUGGCUACAGAAAGGCCUACAAAGGAGUUGAUGGAGAAACAGCCAGUGGGUAGAACUGAGCCUCUUAUUACUAGAAUUAUGUGGAGAAACCUUUUAGCUCAAGCUUUAUAUCAGAUUGCUGUUCUCUUGGUUUUACAAUUCAAUGGAAAGUCAAUCUUCAAUGUAAAUGGGAAGGUAAAGGAUACUCUAAUUUUUAAUACUUUUGUUCUCUGCCAAGUUUUCAACGAGUUCAACUCUAGAAGUAUGGAGAAACUUAAUGUGUUCCAAGGCACUCACAAAAACCACUUGUUUCUUGGAAUUGUGGGGAUUACUUUGGUUCUUCAAGUAUUGAUGGUGGAACUCCUAAGGAAGUUUGCUGAUACGGAGAGAUUAACAUGGGAGCAAUGGGGAAUUUGUAUUGGAAUUGCAGCUGUGUCAUGGCCAAUUGCUUGGUUUACAAAGCUCGUACCUGUUUCAGAUAUAACGUUCUUUAGCCAUCACGUUAAGUGGGUAAAAGUAUUGGUCUUCAAGAUUAAGCAUUUGUUUUCAUUUUACCUCGUCACACGUUUGAAGAAUCAUAAAUUCCAAGCAUCUUAAAACACUUGAAUAUGAUAUAUUCGUGUAUACUAUGUAUGAAAAUCCAAGACCUUUUAUGGUUUAAAAACAUAAAGGAUCUUGAAUUUUCAUAUGUCUAACACCUAAAUAUCAUAUAUUCAAGUGUUCAAGAUGCUUGAAAUUUAUAGAAUCUUAAUGAACACCUCCUUUACUUAAGGUAGGAAUUAUGGACAGUAGUAGUAGUUGAAAAAUUUGUGUAUUAUGAAAGUAUUAUAAUAUCAGUAACAACUCAUCUCUAAAAUGGUAAUUGGGGUGAUGGGAAUAAGGAUAGGAGUGAUAAAUUUAUGUUCGUAACUCUCUUAUGUACCAAAAAAAUAUAUAAAAUGAUCAAGUUUAAUGGUUAGUAUAAAAUAGUUUUACAUUAUUAACUAAUCACAAAUUAUCAUUAGUAUGACUUUUAAGAUAAUGAUUGUAAAAGUCAAAAGCAUACUAUACAAGAUAGAUUGUGAGUGACUGGUUGAUAGUGCAAAAUCAUUUUAUACUUGAGUUCAUGACCUAUUUUCACAUAUAUUUGGGCUAUGAGACCUUCAAAUUGAUAUUAGCAGAGUUGCAUGCAUUCUUCACAAGCCUCUGAAUAAAGACUGAGAUUUCAUUUGUCCGUUUGCUUAUUACUGAUAUGUUAUCAUUCUUGCUUUAACUUGACUGUCUAAGCUAAGGACCAAGGAUUUACUAUGGUAUGUUGAGCCUCAUGCUUAGCUAAACGUCUAGACCAAAAGUCCAGAUGAACCACGGAAACAAGAACUCAAAAAGAAAGAAGAAUCAGACUUCUUAUGAACACUUCAUUGAUAUUGAAGACCUGCUCUAAGCACAGAUCAAAUUUCAUGUGAUUAAAUCUACUUGUGGCACUGUAUUCUGAUGUUGUUAAACAAGCUAUACGAAAUUUGUAACUGUUGCUUCGUUA
This is a messenger RNA of Glycine soja, 4202 nucleotides long. Its product is annotated as calcium-transporting ATPase 12, plasma membrane-type-like. Bases 74 to 3283 code for a protein of 1069 amino acids. The record is from RefSeq and is a predicted model, not a curated record. Gene Ontology annotation, molecular function: ATP binding; ATP hydrolysis activity; P-type calcium transporter activity. Gene Ontology annotation, cellular component: intracellular membrane-bounded organelle; membrane. The transcript has a single exon. Lineage: Eukaryota; Viridiplantae; Streptophyta; Magnoliopsida; Fabales; Fabaceae. Gene Ontology annotation, biological process: calcium ion transmembrane transport.